AUGGAUCCAGAAAAGUUCGUUGAAAUUCAGAAGCAAAUGCGAGAGAACAAUCAAGAGGUUGCCGAUUUCCUCAGUGAUCUCGAUUCUUGGAAAAAGCAAGUUGAAUGUCAAAAUGCUCGUCUUCAAAGCGAAAAAGAAAACACAUCGUUACCGGCAAUCAGAAACAGUUUAUUUAAGAAACAAAAGAAGAAGCGCCAUGGCGAUGAGUCUGUUGGAUCAAACAAGACAGUUCACCAACGCAUUCGCGGCUCAGAUUACAGAGCUUGGGACAAAUUUGAUGUUGAUAAGGCACUAGAAGAAGUGGAUAAGCCUGACCAGGACAAAGAGGUGAAUGAGGAUGGUGAAACGAGCGAAACGGAUGAUGAAAUGGAGGAUCGUCGCCGACUAAGUUUGGCUAAAGAAGCUCGAGAGUUGGGAAAUUUACGUUUUAAAGAAGGCAAAUUUCAAGAUGCUAUUGAACAGUAUACGACAUCAGUUCGCCUAACUCCGGAAGAUCCUGUGCCAUACACAAAUCGUGCAUUGGCAUUUUUAAAAUUAGAACGUUAUGCUUCUGCCGAAUCGGACUGCUCGGCUGCACUUGCACUAGACAAAAAAUGUGUGAAGGCCCUGUUUCGGCGAGCCAUAGCACGAAAGGGACUACAGAAAAAAAGUGAAGCUAUUGAAGAUCUGAAGAGCCUGCUUGCACUUGAUGAGAACAAUAAAGCUGCUAUCACAGAGCUAACCUUACUGACCGGUAAACCGCCCGGAGCAGAGACUAGUGCAAGUGAAGUGCCUAAUCAGUCUUCCUUGCUGCCCAGACCCUCGCUCCGUGGUUCGCGCAAAUUGAGGCGCAUCCCAAUCGUGGAGGUUGGUGGUGAGUCCGCCGUUCAACCACCUACUACUCAUACAGCACCACCGAAAAUUCUCACAACCGCGUUACCGCCUUCCGGUAAUAAAAAAUCUCCAUCGAAACCCGUGAAAACGGUUCCACUUCCUCAAACCCGAGUAAAUCCAUCUGUAUCUGCCGGUGCAUCAAGUGAUCCUGACACUCCAAAGCAGCUCUGUUCGCUUGGGGAUAGCAAAAAGCAGACGCAGACUGUGCAUUAUUCUUCUACAAAUCCUGUCUUCCCGAUCCCGUCCAAUUGGUAUCAAUUAGAAAGAGAUCUACGUGAAUUGAGUGGAGGGGAAAGAACAGCUCUGUCUCAAACCGCUGUGGAUUAUCUGUGUUCUUUGGAACCGGCCGAUUACGGCAGAAUAAUUAGUAGUAACCUGGAACCCAGUUUCUUGUCUCAGUUACUGUACGCCUUCCAUGCCUCAAAUCAGUUGACCAUCGAGGGGAUUGCUUCACGUUUGGAUGCCUUGUCUAAUUUACCCCGAUUCGAUGUGGCCUGGUGUUUGACAGAUGAUCACGAACGGGGUCUGUUCAAACAGUUGAUGUCGCGGAUCGAAGCUUCUCCGGAAGUCCCCUCCGAAUCGAAGCAACAUCUACGUCAAGUUUACCUGUGA
Echinostoma caproni is the source of this 1485-nucleotide messenger RNA. Lineage: Eukaryota; Metazoa; Platyhelminthes; Trematoda; Plagiorchiida; Echinostomatidae. The record is from the annotation of a GenBank genome assembly.